UUCACACACACACACCACACACUCCCACUCUGCAUGGAACAAUCCUUCCCUCUCUGCUUCUAAAUGGACUUUUCUGUGGCAACGUUUCACCAGUGAAGACAGCAGCUGCCGCCGCUGCCGCCCUGCUCCACAAGCUCCUACAUGCUGGAUUAAAAAAGUGAGGAGAGGAGAGGAACAGGCGGAGAUCUCCGAACAUGAGUGAGGAAGCUAAGGAGAAAGCAGGUGGAGGGAAAGCAGCCCAUCGCAAAAAGAAAGGCAAAAAGUCGGACAAUAAUGCCAGUUACCUGCGAGCUGCCCGGGCAGGAAACCUAGAAAAGGCCCUUGACUACCUCAAGGCUGGGGUUGAUAUUAAUAUCUGCAAUCAGAAUGGUCUGAAUGCUCUUCAUCUAGCCUCCAAGGAGGGGCAUGUAGAGGUUGUUGCUGAGCUAUUGAAGCUCGGAGCCAAUGUGGAUGCAGCCACAAAGAAAGGAAACACCGCUCUGCACAUAGCGUCGCUGGCAGGCCAAGCGGAAGUGGUCAAAGAGCUGGUCACCAAUGGAGCCAAUGUCAACGCACAGUCUCAGAAUGGCUUCACACCUCUGUACAUGGCAGCCCAGGAAAAUCACCUGGAGGUGGUGCGGUUCCUUCUGGAGAACAGCGCCAGCCAGAGUAUGGCCACCGAGGACGGCUUCACCCCCCUGGCGGUGGCCCUCCAGCAGGGCCAUGACCAGGUGGUCUCCCUGCUACUGGAGAACGAUACAAAGGGCAAGGUGCGCCUGCCUGCCCUGCACAUCGCUGCCCGCAAGGACGACACCAAGGCCGCGGCCCUGCUACUGCAGAAUGACCACAAUGCAGACGUCGAGUCCAAGAUGAUGGUGAAUAGAACGACAGAGAGUGGUUUCACACCUCUCCACAUCGCGGCUCACUAUGGCAACAUCAAUGUGGCCACACUCCUGCUGAACCGAGGGGCUGCCGUGGACUUCAUGGCUAGGAAUGACAUCACGCCGCUCCAUGUGGCAUCUAAAAGGGGCAACAGCAACAUGGUCAAGUUGCUGUUGGACAGAGGGGCCAAAAUUGAUGCCAAGACCAAGGAUGGACUGACACCUCUGCACUGCGGGGCGAGGAGCGGCCAUGAGCAGGUGGUAGAAAUCCUCCUGGACCGAGGAGCACCCAUCCUGUCCAAGACCAAGAAUGGCCUGUCACCCCUCCACAUGGCGACUCAGGGCGACCACCUGAACUGCGUCCAGCUCCUGCUCCAAAACGACGUGCCGGUGGAUGAUGUCACUAACGACUACCUGACGGCGCUGCACGUAGCUGCCCACUGCGGUCAUUACAAGGUGGCCAAGCUCAUUGUGGACAAGAAGGCAAACCCAAAUGCCAAGGCCCUGAAUGGCUUCACCCCACUUCACAUCGCCUGCAAGAAGAACCGAGUCAAAGUGAUGGAGCUGCUGCUUAAACAUGGAGCCUCCAUCCAGGCAGUCACUGAGUCUGGUUUGACGCCCAUCCAUGUGGCAGCCUUCAUGGGCCAUGAGAACAUUGUCAAUGCACUCACACACCACGGAGCAUCACCCAACACCACCAACGUGAGAGGUGAGACAGCUCUCCACAUGGCGGCCAGGGCGGGUCAGGCAGACGUAGUCCGAUACCUGCUGCAGAACGGAGCCAAGGUGGAGACCAAGUCCAAGGAUGACCAGACGCCGUUGCACAUCUGCAGUCGGUUAGGUAAGGCGGACAUUGUCCAGCAGCUGCUGCAGCGCGGCGCCUCUGCCAACGCCGCCACCACCUCGGGCUACACCCCCCUCCACUUGGCCGCCCGCGAAGGACACCAGGACGUUGCUGCCAUGCUACUGGAGAACGGAGCAUCACUUUCCUCCUCUACUAAGAAAGGGUUCAGUCCCCUGCAUGUGGCGGCCAAGUACGGCAAGAUAGAGGUGGCCAGUCUGCUCCUGCAGAAGAGAGCUGCACCCGACGCUGCUGGAAAGAGUGGGCUAACUCCACUGCAUGUAGCUGCUCACUACGAUAAUCAGAGGGUGGCACUGCUGCUGCUGGAUCAGGGAGCUUCUCCACACGCUGCCGCCAAGAAUGGCUACACGCCACUCCACAUCGCUGCCAAAAAGAACCAAAUGGACAUUGGGACCACACUGCUGGAGUACGGCGCCGACACCAAUGCGGUAACGCGGCAAGGCAUCAGCCCCGUUCACCUGGCCGCACAGGAGGGCAGCGUGGACCUGGUGUCGCUGCUGCUGGCCAAGAACGCCAACGUCAACAUGUGCAACAAGAGCGGCCUCACCCCCCUCCACUUAGCGGCUCAGGAAGACAAGGUCAAUGUUGCGGAAGUCCUUCUAAACCAGGGAGCCGAUGUCAACCCACAAACAAAGAUGGGUUACACUCCAUUGCACGUGGCUUGUCACUAUGGGAACGCAAAGAUGGCAAACUUCCUGCUGCAGAACCAUGCCAGAGUCAAUGGCAAAACCAAGAACGGCUACACUCCUCUACACCAAGCAGCUCAGCAGGGCCACACCCACAUCAUCAACCUGCUGCUUCAGCACGGAGCCUCAGCCAACGAGCUCACCGUGAAUGGGAACACUGCCCUAUCCAUUGCCCGUCGUCUUGGCUACAUCUCAGUGGUGGACACUUUGAGGCCCAUGACGGAUGAAAACCUGACUGCCAUGACGGUUACAGAAAAACACAAAAUCAACGUCCCAGAAACCAUGAACGAGUUCCUCGACAUGUCCGAUGAUGAAGUCGGGGCCAAUGUGCCUGAAAUUCUCAGUGAGGAGAGUAUUUCAGAUGUUGACGAAGGUGAGGAUGCGAUGACUGGCGAUACUGACAAAUACCUGCGGCCUCAGGACCUCAAAGAGCUGGGGGAUGACUCUCUCCCCCAGGAGGGCUACAUGGGUUUCAGCAUAGGAGCCCGCUCAGCCAGCCUCCGCUCCUUCAGUUCGGAUAGGUCCAACACACUCAACCGGAGCUCCUUUGCUCGCGACAGCAUGAUGAUUGAAGAGAUUCUGGCUCCCACCAAGGACACGCACCUGGCUGUGACCAGGGACUACAACUCGGAGUGUAUGAGGCGCUACAGCUGGACUCCAGAUACCAUGGACCAUAGCCACAACACAGUGUCCAGCCCCAUUCACUCUGGCUUGUCCUCCCCGCUCCCUCAGUAUGACUCCAGGUUCCUGGUCAGCUUCAUGGUGGACGCCCGUGGUGGCUCCAUGAGAGGCAGCCGCCACAACGGCAUGCGCAUCAUCAUCCCCCCCAGGAAGUGCACAGCACCCACACGCAUCACCUGCCGCCUGGCCAAGAGGCACAAACUGGCUUACCCCCCACCCAUGGUGGAGGGGGAGGGGCUGGUCAGCAGGCUGGUGGAAGUUGGGCCGGCUGGGGCUCAGUUCCUUGGUCCUGUGAUUGUGGAGAUCCCUCAUUUCGGCUCCAUGCGAGGGAAAGAGAGAGAGCUGAUUGUGUUGCGGAGUGACAAUGGUGACACAUGGAAGGAGCACCAGUCUGAUGCCAGACCAGAGGACCUCACUGAGCUGCUCAGUGGGAUGGAUGAAGAGCUGGACAGUCCUGCUGAGCUGGAGAAGAAGCGCAUUUGCCGCAUCGUCACCAGGGACUUUCCUCAGUAUUUUGCAGUGGUGUCACGAAUCAAGCAGGAAUCCAAUCACAUGGGUCCUGACGGAGGUGUGCUGUCCAGCACCACUGUGCCCAUGGUCCAGGCCUCAUUCCCACAAGGGGCACUCACCAAGAAGAUCCGCGUUGGCCUGCAGGCCCAGCCUGUGCCAGACGAGAUGGUGAGGGCAGUCCUCGGCAACAGAGCCACCUUCAGCCCUAUCGUCACCGUGGAGCCCAGGAGGAGGAAGUUCCACAAGCCAAUCACCAUGACGAUCCCUGUCCCGCCUAGGUCAGCAGAGGGCCACCCCAGUGGCCACAGAGGCGACUCUGCGCCCUGUCUCCGCCUGCUCUGCAGCAUCACAGGAGGGACAUCUCCGGCCCAGUGGGAGGACAUCACAGGAACAACACCUCUGUCCUUUGUAACUGACUGUGUCUCCUUCACCACAAAUGUGUCGGCCAGGUUCUGGCUCGCAGACUGUCACCAGAUUCCUGAGACGGUGAGUCUGGCGUCUCAGUUAUACCGGGAGCUGAUCUGCGUGCCGUACCUGGCCAAGUUUGUGGUGUUUGCCAAGAUGAACGAUGCCGUGGAGUCUCGGCUGCGCUGCUUCUGCAUGACGGACGACAAGGUGGACAAGACCCUGGAGCAGCAGGAGAACUUUGAGGAGGUGGCCCGAAGCAAAGACAUUGAGGUUCUAGAGGGAAAGCCUAUCCAUGUGGAUUGCUAUGGCAACCUGUCCCCUCUAACUAAGAGUGGGCAGCAGUUGGUUUUCAACUUCUACUCCUUCAAGGAAAACCGACUUCCUUUCAACGUGAAGAUCAGAGACAUGGGCCAAGAGCCGUGUGGCCGUCUCUCCUUCCUGAAAGAAGCGAAAACCACCAAAGGUCUUCCACAGACUGCCAUAUGCAAUUUGAAUAUCACACUGCCAACCCACAAGAAGGAUAUGGAAUCUGAUCCUGAUGAUGAGACUGAAAAGCCAGACCGACGUCAUACCUUUGCCUCCUUAGCUUUGCGUAAGCGCUACAGCUAUCUGACCGACCCAGCAGCGAGUCCCCAGAGUCCCUGUGAGCGAACAGACUUGCGCAUGGCCAUCGUUGCUGAUCACCUGGGACUCAGCUGGACAGAGUUGGCUCGGGAGUUGAACUUCACUGUGGAUGAGAUCAACCACAUCAGACUAGAGAACCCCAACUCUCUGACAGCACAGAGCUUCAUGCUGCUAAAGAAAUGGGUCAGCCGGGAAGGGAAAAACGCCACAACGGAUGCCUUAACUGCAGUGCUGACCAAAGUCAAUCGGAUGGAUAUUGUGACUUUACUGGAGGGCCCGAUAUUUGACUAUGGUAACAUUUCAGGCACGAGAAGUUUUGCCGAUGAUAACGCUGUUUUCCGGGAUCAGGCUGAUGGUAAAGUUUAG
Myripristis murdjan (pinecone soldierfish) is the source of this 4997-nucleotide messenger RNA. RefSeq names its product ankyrin 3a (gene ank3a). Gene Ontology annotation, molecular function: protein binding. Gene Ontology annotation, biological process: signal transduction. The record is from RefSeq and is a predicted model, not a curated record. NCBI's taxonomy places the organism in Eukaryota, Metazoa, Chordata, Actinopteri, Holocentriformes, Holocentridae. Bases 195 to 4997 code for a protein of 1600 amino acids. The transcript has 41 exons.